Molecule: messenger RNA, 1801 nt
Organism: Chanos chanos (milkfish)
Lineage: Eukaryota; Metazoa; Chordata; Actinopteri; Gonorynchiformes; Chanidae
Gene: tdrkh
Product: tudor and KH domain containing
Exons: 14
Coding region: 1-1743 (580 amino acids)
Biological process (GO): spermatogenesis; piRNA processing; P granule organization
Cellular component (GO): P granule
Molecular function (GO): RNA binding
Source: RefSeq, a predicted model, not a curated record
AUGGAUGCGGCUAUCUCAGAGUCUCGUGUCUUUCUCAACUACAGCCCUAAAGCCCUCCUCUCGCAGUGGGGGCGUCCGCCUGGCACAGCUGCACUGAUGGCUGGGGUGAAGGAGGGGCCGUGGAGGAGCCUGAGCUCUGGGAGAAAGGUGGCCCUAGCGGCCGGCCUGUCUGUUGGGGCCACUGUGGGAUACAUCCUUUUUCGUCAUAUCAGGAGCACCACCGCACAAUGCCAAAGCAAGGAAGAAUCCAGAAUGUCUGUCUCGCUGGAUGUUUACCGAUCCAUAGCAAGACACCAGAGCACCUUUCUGGACCUGGUGAAUGAGAAGUCAGGGGCCCAGGUGAAUGUGUUGCCGGACCAGGAAGGGCAGGGCUCUGUGAGUUUCCUGCUCCAGGGCUCUGCAGAGCAGAUCCUCCUGGCCAAGUGCGCUCUGGAAAAACUAGCAAGGGACUGUGAGGUCAUCUCUGAUGUCGUGGAGGUUCCCCAGACCGCCAUUGGCCGAAUUAUCGGUCGUGGAGGCGAGACUUUGAAGUCGAUAAACCUGACGUCAGGAGCCAGGGUGAACUGUCCGAAGGACAGGGGUCGCAGCUUGGACGACAAAGGCAAGGUCACAAUCAUGGGGACACGACAGGAGGUUCAGCGUGCAAAGGAGCUGAUCAUGGAGAAGGUCGUUGAAACGGAAACGGUGCGAAAACGGAUCAGCCAGUCCUCCGCUCUGCGGCAGAAACGAAAACCUGUCGAAUGCGAGACAAACCCCAAAGCCCAGACGCUGGAACCGAAACUGAACCGAGAGGAUCAGCUCGCUCUGAUGACGGAACCGAAAACCGAGGGUACCGUUCAGUCCAACGGAUCCACCGACAUCACAGACACUACCGACUCUACAACAGAUUCCCCUAAAUCUGAGGACGAGGAGGUGGUCCUCUCUCCAGCCUCACCUCUGGAAGUCUCCAAAUUUGAAAUUCCCAGUCCUGACCUAAGCUUCCAGCCUGACGAGCACUUGGAGGUCUUCGUGUCUGCUUCGGAAAACCCCCAGCACUUCUGGAUUCAGAUCCUGGGUGUCCGGUCGCUUCAGCUUGAUAAGCUGACCACGGAAAUGAGCCGUUUCUAUGGCAGUGAGACCUCGCAGGAUCACAAGGUUGAGGCAAUUGUGGUGGGAGACAUUGUAGCUGCUCCAUACCGGGACUUUGGCACUUGGAACCGGGCACGGGUUUUGGGGAUCCUGGGUUCUGGACUGGUGGAUCUGUACUAUGUGGACUUUGGUGACAAUGGGGAACUACCUAGAGACCAACUGCGAACUAUGAGGAGUGACUUCCUGAGUUUGCCUUUCCAGGCCAUUGAAUGUAGUCUAGCUGGCAUACAGCCUACAGGGGAGAUUUGGACCGAGGCAGCUCUGGAUGAUUUUGAGCGACUGACAUAUUGUGCUGAAUGGAAACCGUUACUGGCCAAACUGUACAGCUACUCCCAUUCUGAGAUCUCCUCCUGGCCCAGCGUGAAGCUUUACGAUAACAGCCAAGGAAAGGCUGUGGACCUGGGUGAGGAGAUGAUCCGUUUGGGCCAUGCAGUACCCUGUCAGGACGAGGGGCCCGGAUCGAGGGGAGACCGGGACGACCCGGGAUCGCUUAGGAAGAUGCUGGAUGAUAUGACCGGAGCGACCUCAGAACUAAGCAUGUCCUGCAUAAGCUUAUCAGAAGUCGCCUCGAUCUCAGGAAGCGUGGAUGACGUCAUCGAGGACGACCUAUUUUAAGACCAAAGACAACGAUGCCUUUACAUUGAGACCCAGCUGUGACCGUGGCUUCUCAUGC